This is a messenger RNA of Onychostoma macrolepis, 1440 nucleotides long. RefSeq names its product craniofacial development protein 2-like. The record is from RefSeq and is a predicted model, not a curated record. Gene Ontology annotation, biological process: chromatin remodeling. NCBI's taxonomy places the organism in Eukaryota, Metazoa, Chordata, Actinopteri, Cypriniformes, Cyprinidae. The coding region runs from base 1 to 1440 and encodes 479 amino acids. The transcript has a single exon. Gene Ontology annotation, molecular function: catalytic activity. Gene Ontology annotation, cellular component: nucleus.
AUGGCAGCAGCAAACCAAUUACUACCCGAUCAAGCUGGGCGUCCCCUAGGAGACGCGCGUCAUCUUCGCCCGGAUGGCGUGGGAAAUGGAUUAGGGCUACCUGUUCAAGGACGGGACAGGCCAAAGAAGAUAGUCCACCGAAUCCGACUAGCCACACUUAACAUCGGCACCCUCACCGGCCGUAGCCGUGAACUGGCUGACACUCUCAAGACCAGACGUAUCGACAUCGCGUGUAUCCAGGAGACCAAAUGGAAAGGGAGUAAAGCAAGAGAUAUUGGAGAAGGGUACAAGCUCAUCUAUCAUGGUGUCAAGUCGAGUCAAAAUGGAGUUGCCGUGGCCAUCUGUCAGCAACUACGAGACAGCGUUUCUGAAGUCGACAACAUCUCUGAUCGCCUAAUCUCAAUCAAGAUUAUUUCUGGCCCAACCAUCCUCAGAGUCGUCUCAUGCUACGCCCCUCAAGUAGGCUGCACUGACCAGGAGAAGGACGAGUUCUGGGAGAGCCUUGGCACGCACCUCCAGAUGGUCGCCCCAGACGAGCACGUCCUGGUCGGAGGAGACCUUAAUGGCCACGUUGGUAUAGAGCGCAAAGGAUACGAACAAGUUCAUGGAGGCCAGGGACUAGGCAUACGUAACGACGAGGGAAGCCGCAUCCUGGAUUGCGCUGAAGCCCAUGAUCUCGUCGUCGUCAACACCUUCUUCAGAAAGAGACCGAGCCACCUGGCCACCUACAUUAGUGGCGGCCACACAACCCAGAUCGACUACUGGAUGAUUCGACGGUGUGACCUGAAGCUGGCACUCGAUGCCAAGGUGAUUCCAUCAGAUACCAUCGGCCCCCAACAUCGCCCACUCGUCCUCGACCUCCAACUCAACCUCCAUCGGCAAACCCGAAUGAGAGUGACCGGCCCUGAGCACUUCAAGUGGUGGAGGCUACCCGAACACAAGCAACAACUUAAAGUGGCCCUUCAAUCACUUAACAUCAACCUCGACCAACCAGUCGACAGGCUCUGGAAUGAUAUCACCUGCCACAUACAGGCCGCUGCCUCUGAUAUUCUCGGCUCAACGAAGCCAGGGCGACAAUACAUGGAUAAGCAAGUCUGGUGGUGGGGUGAGGAGGUCCAGAUUGCAAUCAAGGCCAAGAAGCAGGCGUACAAGCUAUGGCAUCGCACACGCCUGGAUGCCCACCGCCAAAACUAUCGGACGCACAAGUCGGCUGCGAAACGGGUAGUGGCCAAGGCGAAAGCUGAGUACUACCAUGACUUGUAUGAGCAAUUAGGCACACCUGAAGGGGAGAAAAUGAUCUACCGCAUCGCAAAUUCGAGGCACAAAUCGACCCAAGCCAUUGGUCAAGUGAAACACAUCAAGAGUGCUGAGGGGCUAGUAUUGCGCGACCCUCCGCCAUACUUGCUCGUUGGAGCAGUAUUUUACCAUCAUCUCAAAUGA